Messenger RNA from Cydia fagiglandana, 3469 nucleotides. Its product is annotated as zinc finger protein 608-like. NCBI's taxonomy places the organism in Eukaryota, Metazoa, Arthropoda, Insecta, Lepidoptera, Tortricidae. Bases 439 to 3381 code for a protein of 980 amino acids. Gene Ontology annotation, biological process: regulation of transcription by RNA polymerase II. Gene Ontology annotation, cellular component: nucleus. The record is from RefSeq and is a predicted model, not a curated record. The transcript is spliced from 14 exons.
UAUGAAGUCACCUAAGGAUUCGAUCGGACGGCAUCGGCCGCAUGAACUACUACGUGUGUGUGUGUGGAAAGAAUCGACGGCUGUUGUGGAACAGGUCGGCCGUGCUCGUUUAUGUGCUGAAUGGUGAUUAAAAGUAAUUUACUUUGCGUUUACGGUGUCGAGGGUGCGUAUCGAUCAGUUAUCGAAGGACAGAAAGGAUUGUUGUGGUGGCACGGAAGACGGAAAAGGUACUGUGCAGUGCAAGCCGGGAUGUGUACAGUGAUGGUGUAACGUGCCUGAACGCACAGUGUUUGUGUUAACUAUAGUGCUAAAAGUGUUCAUGGAUUGUGUCUAUUUUGGAUUGACAUAGCGAGUCCUCGAGAGAUCAACUUGAGAACGGGCUACAAUGGUGUUGUCGUGUGCGGGGCGCGAGGGGGCGGGCGCGGCGAGUCGGCGCGCAUGGCUGCGUCAAUGAGGGAGGGCGCGCCGGCCGGCGGAGCUCGCCCCGCGCCCCACGCGACCAACUUCGAGUACGAUGACAACGAGUGGGACAUAGGCAUCGGAGACCUCAUCAUUGACCUCGAUGCCGACAUAGAGAAAACCGACGAGGCGGGCGGCAUGGCGGCCCGCGCCGAGCCGGACGCGCAGCGCACGGCGCUCAAGAUGAAGAUCAAGCGCACCAAGCCGGGAACCAAGAGCUCGGAGGCCAAACACGAGAUCGUCAAGUCGAACGAGAUGAACGGCGAGCCCAAGACCCAGGGCGCCGCCGCCGCCCCGCCCGCCGCCGCGAAGCGCGGCUCCGGCGGCCACCGGAGAGACAAGGCGCGCGACAAGCACCACCACCCGCACGACGUGAACGGCGUGGCCCGGCCCGUCGCGCCCAACGCGCCCGGGCCGCCCGCGCCGCCCGCGCCGCCCGCGCCCGCCCCGCCGCUCGCGGCGCCCGAGCCGCGCCCCUCCCCCGCGCCGCGGCUCGAGCCCAAGCCCGCCGCGCCCCCGCCCGCCCCCGCGCCCGCCGCGCCCUCCGCGCCCGCGCCCCCGCUCGCGCCCGCGCCGCCCCCGCCGCCGCCCGCGCCGGCGCCCCACACACCUCACGCGCCCCACGGGCCCACGAUACCCAUCAAACCCGAACCUGACGACUCGCGGCAAGAAGCCCCGAGUUCACAACCACCGGCCAAGAAAAUUAAAACAGAACCCAAGGAUACAGCGGAAGUAUGCGUCGGCACGUCAGUCGGCACGAUCACGGAGCCGGACUGUCUGGGCCCAUGCGAGCCUGGUACCUCGGUCACGCUGGAGGGCAUCGUCUGGCAUGAGACGGAAGGUGGCGUGUUGGUGGUCAACGUGACGUGGCGCGGCAAGACCUACGUCGGAACUCUCCUAGACUGCACACGCCACGACUGGGCGCCACCACGAUUCUGCGACUCGCCGACGGAGGAGUUAGACGCGCGGACGCCGAAGGGACGCGGCGCCAAGCGCGGGCGCGGCGCGGCGCCCACGGACAUGACCAACUUCACCGAGACGCGCUCCUCCGUGCACAGCAAGCUUCGUAACGGCGGCGCCAAGGGCCGCCGCGCCCUGCCCUCCCCCACACCCUUCACGCCGCCCCGCCCCGACAACAAAAGGAAAAGAACGUCGGAGGCAGAGGAACGCCCGCCGACGCCGAAAGCGAAGCGCCCUCCCCCCACGCCGUCCUCGCCGCCCCCCGAUCCCGUCCUCCUGGAGUGCCCCGAGCCCAACUGCUCCAAAAAGUACAAGCACGCGAACGGUUUGAAAUACCACAGAUCGCACGCGCACGGCUCGCCGGACGACGACGAUAAGGACGGCUCGAGUUCCGAGCAGGAGGAGACCCCGCCCGAACCGGCGUCGCCAGCGCGGCCGCCUUCUGAACCCGCGACCCCGGCCACCCCUGUCAAAUCACCAACUCCUGCCAAAUCCCCCGACGCGAAGAGCGAGAAGUCUCCGGAGAAGUCCCCCGAGAAGCCGGAGGUGGAGUCGCCGGCGCCGCGGUUCGCGGAGGAGUUCGCGCCGAGCCCGCCGGCCGCGCCGCCCGCCGAGCGCGUGCCGACGCCGCCGCCGCCCGCUACGCCGCCGCCGGAAGCCUUACCCGCGCUACAACCUACUCAAUUUAAGGUGAAACCGCGCUCAGCGCUAAUGCCCACAGAGGAAAGCCAACGCAAGUCCGCCGAAUCCCCCGACGAGUCGCCCGGCAAGCGGCGGCGGCGCUCGCCGACGCCGGGCGCGCGCUCGCCCGCCUACUCCGACAUCUCCGACGACGCGCCCGCGCCGGAGGGCGCGCCCGACGCCGACGCCGAGCACAGGCCCUUCCCGGUCUAUCAUCAGUACUACGGCCAGCCGCCGUACCUGCCGCCGACGCACGCGCCGCCGGCGCCGCCCGCCGACAAGGGCAAGGAGGACCUCGGCAAGGACCCCAAGUCCGACCUCAAGGACGGCAAACCCGAGAACGCUCCCCAGAAAGUCCUCCCGCAGCACUUCUACCCGUACAACUACGUGCCGAAUUUUCCUUACAACGUUGAACCGGGCGCUCCGCCGGGCGCUCCGCUGGACGACAAGGCGAAGGAGUCCGAGCGCAAGACCGCCAGCCCCCUAGACAAGGGGAAGGGGGGCAAGGAGGCGCCGCGGCCGAAUGAUACGCAUCAGAUCUUGAAGGAGAGCAUUGAGAUGAAGGCGCAGAUGGGGCCGUAUGCGUUCCAGAGGCCGCCGCAUGCGAGAGAGGAGGAUCUCAGAAGAUAUUACAUGAGCCUCGAGCAGCGUCGGAAAGAGUCGGGCAUGGACGUGAAGCCCCCCGGGGCGGCGGCGGGCGCGGGCGGGCGGCCGCCGCCCAGCGCCAAGCCGCCCAAAGACAACCCCGACAAGAAGGACGACGUCAAGGUCAAGCAGGAGGGGCAGAAGCCCACUACUGAGACGCAGGGCCCACCGCCGCCUCCGACGUCGCAAUACUACCUGCCAUACAUGCAGGGGCCGCAUUAUGGGGCGCUGCCCUUUGACCCGGUGUAUCGUGCACCGCUGAGCCCGAUGCUGGUGGGCGGGUUCGGCGGCGGCUGGAGCGUGCCGCGCUACCACGCGCCCGAGGACCUGUCGCGCCCCGGCGCGCCCGGCAAGCUGGACCUGCUGCCGCCGCACCAGCCGCAGUACGCCUACCCGCACCAGCAGCACAAGAUACACGAGCUGCAGGAGCACGCGAAGCCCCCGGCGGCGAGCAAGCCGCGGCCCGAGCCGCCGAAGGAGCCGGCGCGCUCGCCGCCGCCGCAGCGCCACGUGCACACGCACCACCACACGCACGUCGGCCUCGGCUACCCGCUCUACCCGCCGCCCUAUCCUGCCGCGGCAGUGCUAGCCAGCACGCAGGCCGUCGUGAACUCGUUCCCCACGCCGCCCAAAUGAGAGCGCGCGCCCUAGCGCGGCGUCCGGCCCGCCUGACCCGCGCCCGCGCCGGCCUGACCGCCAGACCCGGACCCGGACCGGACCCGGA